Messenger RNA from Liolophura sinensis, 2007 nucleotides. Its product is annotated as aquaporin-4-like. Bases 240 to 1124 code for a protein of 294 amino acids. Gene Ontology annotation, cellular component: plasma membrane. Gene Ontology annotation, biological process: water transport; transmembrane transport. Gene Ontology annotation, molecular function: water channel activity. The record is from RefSeq and is a predicted model, not a curated record. The transcript has 3 exons. NCBI's taxonomy places the organism in Eukaryota, Metazoa, Mollusca, Polyplacophora, Chitonida, Chitonidae.
GAGGUCUCUACUUUACAGCGGUUGUUUGGAUGGCUCGAUGAAAUGUUUUAGUGAUACUGGGAACUGUCGAUGGAGGCGAGAAGCUCGAAGAACACGCAAUAGGUACCGGAUUCGCAACUUGCACGACGGGACAGGAGAAAUGGGACCAUUUUUUCCCAUAAGUAUAGUGUUGUAGUUCACGUGCGUGAUUGUGCCUUUGCUGGUUAUUGAGUUCGAUAAGGGCUGACAAUUGUAAGCCCAUGGAAAUGGCAUCCCCAAGCUUAGCUCAAAAAAUCAUGAACAUGCCUUUGCCGGAGAAGCUGUUAUCGGUAAAGGAAGAGAUAAAGAGUUAUCAGUUCUGGAAGGCAGUUCGCUGUGAGUUCCUCGUUACUUUGUUGUUUGUAUUCAUAGGCUGUGGAUCUACAACGGUUUGGGAUGAAAAAUUACCAGCAGAUGAUAUAAAGAUUUCCCUUGCCUUUGGCCUGGCGUCUGCCACGAUGGUGCAAUGUGUGGGUCACAUCAGCGGUGCCCACAUCAACCCAGCGGUCACCGUGGCCAUGCUUGUCACCAGGAACAUCAGUGUGUUAAGAUCUGUCCUCUAUAUCGUCGCUCAGUGUUUAGGGGCUAUAGCUGGCACCGGGAUUUUAUACGGCGUCACUCCGGCAGCUGUGCAUGGAAGGCUUGGUGCCACUGUCUUGCAUCGGGACAUGGGCCGAGGUCAAGCCUUUGGAGUAGAAUUUAUGAUCACCUUUGUUGUCGUGUUUACGUAUUUCGCAAACUUGGAACCCAAAAGAGCAGACAUGGGUUCUCGCUCCCUCUCUGUGGGUCUGUCGGUAACUCUGGGGCAUCUAUUUGCGUUAAACUACACUGGCGCAAGCAUGAACCCGGCCAGAUCACUGGGACCAGCCCUUAUUAUGCAUCUCUGGGAAGAUCAUUGGGUAUUUUGGAUCGGCCCUAUUCUCGGCGGCAUUAUAGGAGGAUUCACGUAUGAGUACACCCAGGAUUCCUCCAAUAGUAUCCAGUAUUUUCGGCGCUCCUUCCGGCGGAAACCAGCAGUGAUAAAGCGAUCGCGAAGCAACAUCAGUGACAAUUCCCUGUCGACUGAGUUAACUUUUACGACCCCUUCAGAGGAUCUCCGUGUUUGAUGGAAACAGUGGGUUGUGUCUUUAACUUGAUUGUGCAUACUAAUUAUACGGCCUCCGGCAGACAAUCUUUCAGACGGAUAGCAAGAGCUUAAUCCCACGUAACCUUGGUUAUUGUGGGCUAAUGGUUUUGGGAAAUUUCCGCCCGUGCGAUCGAUGUAGGUGGAAGAAAACCGUAUAACUUGUCCGCUGUCCGCAGACAGACGGGUGUCAGAAGAAUCAGAAGGAAACAUUGCCUGGGCUUAAGACCUACUCAUUUACCAAUGUCGGUGGCACCUCAAUUUACGUCGAGGCCAGUGUGCAAUUAUCGGUCAUUGUUUCAUAUCACACGCAAAUAAGACACGGCUAAAGUCGAGCUGCGAAGAGACUGCACGAAAGGGGAUCCAUCUGAGAACUGUCCCGUUUGAGCCUGGGCUUGGAACCAAAUAACCGUCCUUCAAAUGGCAAUUGGGUUUAUUUGAUCUUCGGGAGACGUGGGGAGAUGUUUUUUUAAUUUGUAAGAUAGUAAAAUUGCUCACAGCAUGUGUAUGCUAUCAACUAUACUAACCCGUGAUGUUUUCGCUUUGGGGUAUUAAGGAUACCUUGUAAGCAAACUACUUUCACUGUUCGUGCUUUACGACAACCGUCAAGCUCUGUGCAAUGGAGGUCUUUGCUUUAUUCAUGUUGAAUUUCCCUUUUCGGACGCCGUGUCAUCGUUUAUAAAUAGCCGUUAGCCAAUGUUAAUUUCCAUAACGUUUUAACACAUUCCUGAAAUAGACCUUCCGUUAAUUAUAUAGCUUAACACGUUUACGUCGCCAGUGUUAAUGAAUCCUCAGAGCGCAGACAACAAUCAUCUCUGAUCGAUGUAGCCACUGCUUCUGAGUCUAAUUGUCAGUGUCGCGGACUU